AAAUGCCAUGUUGUUUCACGAUUAUAUGAUUUUCGGGGUAAAUUUUAAGAGAAAAUUCUCCCCGUGUAUUAGAAAUCACUUGAGCCUUCGGCGUAGGUUUCCUCGCGUGCUGUUCAGUUCACAAAGUUCUUAUGUUAUUAAGUUAAAAACUAUAGUGAAAUAGAACAUGUAUGUUAAUUGUGUGUAUCACACCAAUUAUAUUAUGUAUAUGUAUUGUAUAUACACAUAUACAUGCAAAGACGCAACGUGUUCUAUUUUAGCAUGUAAUUUUUAACUUUAAAGUUAAAGACUGCAAACUGAACAAGAUCGCGCGGGGCAGCACGUGCCAAAGCCUCGUACGAUUUACAGCUAAUACUGUCCCUAAGUUCGAGCACCUGAAGUUUACGAGGUAAACUAUGAGACGAGAGGAAAGAGGAUCGCAUUAGGGAAAAUCGGCCGUAAGGGCUGUUUUAGAUCUUGCUCGUCCGUCUUUAAUCCCAUUUCUCUCGUAAAUGUAUCGUGCUAUCCUUCUCUGCAAGUUUCUAAAAUUUUCUUUGAACUCCUACUGAUAUAUGGAUUUGAUUUCUUUUGCGACAUUUCAUCAAUGAAAUUAUUGAUUAGAUAGACGAGAAUUGCAAUGUUAUUUGGUACCAAUCCCGCAUCUAUCGUCCCGCGUAUUGCCAUUGCGUCUGUCAGUGCUUGAUAAUUCUCAGCGAGUCUGAAUCAUUAUUGUGAGGUGAACGUUUUGCGAAUCUAGCCAUGUAAAUCGCAUGUAAUCGAGACAGAACUGCGGCGAAACAGAAACUGUAGACACGAGUUAACACAUCCGCAUUAACUUCAACUAUUUGCAGCAACUCGGCUAAUGUAUAUUGUUGGCAUGGUUUGUGCGGUGGAAAGUAAUUAAAAAGUAAUAAAUUGGUAUACAUUUUUUUCCUAUGUGUUGAACUUUGAAGAAUUAUUGUAACUAUAUUACAUUAUUUAAUCUUGCAUUUAUAUACAUCUUUAUUAACUGAUUACGAAUAAACGAGAAGAAGAAAAAAAAACCGUAGCAAGCCUUGCGUGAGAGAUUUAUUAUUCUGCAAUUAUGUCUCGUCUACAAUUGUGAAACAGGUUCCUUCCGUUUCCACUUCUCGGAAUUGCAUAUAGAUAAACGUUGACUAAUGUGAGUGAUGUCAUUGCGGUGUGUAAGUACCACAUCCGCCGGUAACACAACUUUGUCUCCGCAGUUUCCUUACGGACACGGCUACUCCAGCAACGCGGAACCUUCCAAGAUAUUGUCCAAAAUGCUUCGAACACGUUUAGUGCGCUCUCGUGUGCCGAUUCUAAUUUUCGUUCUGGCGAUUCUGCAGCGCAAUCCGUCGGCGUACAACAUUAAUUCACUCGACGCCGAGGUAUUCAGGGAUCCUAUGCGCGUGCCGGGCGAACGUGGAAGUUACUUCGGAUUCUCGGUGGCUCUCUACGUAGGUGCGAAUGAGUCCUUGUUACUCGUCGGAGCCCCACGCGCCAACUCCAGCGAACUGCCGUACGUGACGGAGCCGGGCACGGUCUUCAAGUGUGCGAUGAAUGGUGUAUGCAAGGAGUGGGUGAUGGAUAAAACCGGAAACGGUCCGCGUCCCCGCGAGAGAUUCGUCAACCAGAUAAAGGACAAUGCAUGGAUCGGUGCUACCAUUGCCGUGCAGAACAAAACGGUGGCUAGAGUUAUGGUUUGCGGGCCGCGAUGGAUAAAUAAUAUCAUAAAUGACAACAAGCCGAACUGGUACAUGAACGGCAUUUGCUACACGACACUGGCCAGAAACGCCCAUGCGUUCGAGAGACAAGCGGAGGAUCACUUCUUACCACUUACAAACUCUGGAAGUCAAAUCACGUCCAAGAACAACAUAAACAUAUAUAAUUACGGGGUGGGACAAGCCGGUUUCUCUCUGCACAUGAGCUCGCGGUAUACCGUGAAUAUCGCAAUGGGUAGCCCAGGCAUAUUCAACUGGAAAGGCGACGCGAUAUUGACUGUCGCCUCGAUGGACGAUCCGUUUUCGCGCACGGUAAUCCCCUCGCUCGCUAGAGAGCCACGAGUUCAUAGUUACAAUUACCUCGGAUACGCCAUCACAGCGGGCACUUACUUCAACGAGCAAGACGUUUGGUAUGCUUCCAGUGCGCCACAAGGCGCGAACAUGUACGGAAAGGUCCUUGUAUUCACCUUUCCUCCUAAAACCAAUCAGCGCAUGUUUAUUAAAACGAUAUUGUACGGUCAGCAUUACGGUGAGUACUUCGGUGCGGCAUUAACGUCAUGCGACGUCAACAAUGACGGUAGGCAAGAGUUGAUCGUCGGUGCGCCGCAAUGGUCCAGAGACAUGGACGAGGGUCACAUCUACAUCUUCACGGCGCGACACAAUAGCAAUUUCGAAGAGCUGCAGACGGUCGAGGGCGAGAUCGUCGGAGGUAGAUUCGGGUCUACGGUGAUGUGUCUAGGUGACAUCGACCACGACGGCUACGCCGACGUCGCCGUGGGCGCGCCCCACGAGGAGGAGAGCGGCGGUGCGGUGUACAUAUACAACGGGAACAGAGACGGCGUUUCGCGGAGGUACAGCCAGAGGCUGGUCGGCUCGCGAUUCUCGCCGACGAUGCGGGGCUUCGGUAUCUCCAUCUCGGAACCCCGAGACGUGAACCGCGACAAUCAUCCCGACGUCGCCGUGGGCGCCUAUCUCUCCGGCGAGGUGGUCCUGCUGAGAUCCGCGCCGGUCGUCACGGUCAACGUGACGCUGAUGUACCCGCAAAAGAUCAAAUUGCUGAGAAACACAACGUCCUUCAAGAUCGACGCCUGGAUGUCGUACGGUGGCACAUACGUACCUGACUAUCUGCGAGUUACCGCGGUCCUGAAGGUCGAUCCGCUGCACGGCAGGGCCACGUAUCGGGCGCAGAAAAGUGACGACGGAUUGCAGACCUACAGAUUACGUUACACGCUAUUUAAAGCUACAAUCACAAGUAAUCUGCUCGAGAUACAUUUAAUGGGGAAUAUUCAAAACGUGAUAGACCCGCUCGAGAUAUCGGUGUCCAUGCAGCUGGACGAUGAUCUUCACGCGAGAAACGAGAGCUCGCUGUGCGCAUCUUGCGUCGUGAUAAACAAGCUCCGCUCGAAGACCGAGGAUUCCCUGAAGCUGCCGUUCGCCGUGGACUGCGGCGAGGACAACGUAUGCGUGUCCGACCUCGGUGUAACGUUGUCCACUGACUCGACUCCGGGCAACAGGUACAUCAUCGGCUCUACGCCGAUAAUCGUUCUGCGCGUCGAUACUUACAAUCGCGGCGAACCGGCGUACCAGACCAGAGUGCGUAUCUUCACCGAGGUCCUAACGUUAGCGAGCAUCCCGCCCGAGUGCACGGAGGAUCCUCGCGCGAGCGGCACACUGGAUGUGAUCUGCGACAUCGGGAAUCCUCUUAGAACGAAUAAAACGUUAAUGCUGCAACUGGACACGAGCAUGGUGAGGUACGACGUUAGAGAGAUAGAAGUGCAAGCGAAUGUAACUACUCAGAGCGACGAGGCGAACUGGAACGACAAUAAUUAUACUAUCACUGUGUACUUCGACGUGGACAUCGACAUAGCGAUCGCCGGGAAAGCACAGGAGAACUUGUACUCGUAUCUACGCGAGAACGAGAAGAAAUCGUUGAGCGAUAUCAGGUUUCAACACUUCUACGAGGUGCAGAAAUUCGGUGUCAGUCCUAUCGAGGAGGCAAUGUUGACCGUGAAAAUCCCGACGUAUUUUCGCCGAUCCAACGCCGAGGACGUAGCGAUCGUCAAUGUCAACGAUAUCAUUGGCAUAAUGGACGGAUAUCAAUUUUAUUGCAGCGACUCGAAUCAAACUGAAGUACUCUCCGUCGCGCUUAACAAGAUCGCGUCCACAAAUGAUGUGAUCGUGAUGAACACGUCGAGCAUCGCGAGCAAUAACACACACGCGAAAUUCAGUAUAGAGGAAGACACGCCGAUGCACGUGCCGUCUGAAAACAGAACGCUCUACAUUAAUUGCACAAGUGACGCGGUUGAAUGCGUACAAAUCACUUGUAGACUGGGCCCGUUCCUAAGUUCUCUGUCUGUUGCGAAAUUUUUGGUGACAAUGGAUCUGCAACUGUCGAGUUUUCCUGCUGAAAUGCUGAAGCACAAAGACAUCAUAUUUUACGUGACUGAAGGUAGCGUUGUCAUAACGCAACCCGACAAGAUUGCUCAAAGAGAAGGUCAUAAACCGGACGUCACUUUGGUCGCGACAACGUUUUUAGGAUCGCCGAUAGCUCAGCGAGUAGCGAUAUGGAUAAUAGCGCUGUCAGUUAUAUUAGGCGUCGCAUUGCUGAUAUUAUUAGUACUAGGUUUAAUAAAGAUCGGGUUCUUCAACAGAAAGAAGAGAGAGGAACUCGAGGCGUUGAAGGCUGAGACUGACAAAAAGUAUAAUGUGGUACUGGACACAACAUCUUCGACAGAGGCUCUUGAUCACGACUGAAUGAUCGCGCACAAGUGAGAUUUAUAAAGUAAGACUUAAUUAAUUUUAAUAUAUUUUUAUUUACGAUAAAAUUUUGUCUUGGUAAAUAAUAAAUAGGUUGUGCAUUAGCAUUAGCUCAAACAUAUAAAGCAUGAACUAUGUAUAUCUGUUAAGAGUCAGUUUUAUAUAUAUAUGAAGUAAUAAUGUUUUUAUACAAAUAUAAUCUAAAAAAAUAUGUACUUUGUUGCUGUAAAUUGGACCACAAAAGAUUGAGUGAACAGUG
Vollenhovia emeryi is the source of this 4719-nucleotide messenger RNA. RefSeq names its product integrin alpha pat-2-like. NCBI's taxonomy places the organism in Eukaryota, Metazoa, Arthropoda, Insecta, Hymenoptera, Formicidae. Gene Ontology annotation, biological process: cell-matrix adhesion; cell-cell adhesion; integrin-mediated signaling pathway. The coding region runs from base 1149 to 4457 and encodes 1102 amino acids. Gene Ontology annotation, cellular component: external side of plasma membrane; integrin complex. The record is from RefSeq and is a predicted model, not a curated record. The transcript has 10 exons. Gene Ontology annotation, molecular function: integrin binding.